CUGCUAUUGCUACUGCUACUGCUGAGGCCAGGCGGACAGCUCAUGCUUUUCUGAAGACUUGCAGCAAGCCCACGGUGGCUCAGAGAAUAUACCCCCAGAUUCUUUGGAUUUUUUUUUUUUUUUGGGGGGGAAUAGAGUCAUCCAUCAGAGUCAUCCCCUCAAGAUGACAAACAGUUCUACCUUCUGCCCAGUUUAUACAAACCUGGAGCCAUUCACAUAUUUUUUUUAUUUAGUUUUCCUUGUUGGAAUUAUUGGGAGCGGAUUUGCAACUUGGGCUUUUGUACAGAACAAGACAAAUCACAGGUGUGUGAGCAUAUACUUGAUCAAUUUGCUGACAGCCGAUUUCCUGCUCACCCUGGCAUUACCAGUGAAAAUCGUUGUCGACCUGGGAGUGGCACCCUGGAAGCUGAAGAUCUUCCACUGCCAAGUGACAGCCUGCCUCAUGUACAUUAAUAUGUACUUAUCGAUUAUCUUCUUAGCAUUUGUCAGCAUUGAUCGCUGUCUUCAGUUGACCUACAACUCCAAGGUUUACCGGAUACAAGAACCUGGAUUUGCCAAAAUGAUAUCGACCGUGGUGUGGCUGAUGGUCCUUCUUAUAAUGGUGCCCAACAUGAUUAUCCCCAUCAAAGACAUCAAGGAGAGGCCAAAUGUAGGAUGCAUGGAAUUCAAAAAGGAGUUUGGCAGAAACUGGCACCUGCUGACAAAUUUCAUAUGUGUAGCGAUAUUUUUAAAUUUCUCAGUCAUCAUCUUAAUAUCUAACUGUCUUGUCAUCCGACAACUCUACAGAAACAAAGAUAAUGAAAAUUAUCCAUAUGUGAAAAAAGCCCUCAUCAACAUACUUUUAGUGACUACAGGCUAUAUCAUAUGUUUUGUCCCGUAUCACAUUGUCCGAAUCCCAUACACUCUGAGCCAAACAGAGGUAAUAUCUGAUUGCCCAACCAGGAUUUCACUCUUCAAAGCCAAAGAGGCCACGCUGCUCCUGGCUGUGUCAAACCUCUGUUUUGAUCCUAUCCUGUACUAUCAUCUCUCAAAAGCAUUCCGCUUAAAAGUUACCAAGACUUUUGCUUCACGUAAGGAGACCAAGACUUUUUCUCCAAAAGAAAAAUCAAGUGGUGAAAACAGUGCAUAAAAUGUGGGAUUUCUCACUGCUAAGUAAGACCAUAAAUACUAGGAAAGAGAGAAAAGUGCCUUAGUAAAAGACAGCUAGCAUAUGUGGCCUGGUUUACUGAGAAUGUAAGUCAAGCAGUACUCUUGUGGUUGUUAAUAAUCCUAAACUCAAAUAUUUGUACAAAAAAAAAAAAAAAAGAUCCUGUUGAACCAAUGUAAACAUCAUCCUUGAAAUCCAAAGGUGUUUUAUGACACAGACUCAGAGGCAUUCAUGAAGUGUUUGUUUAAAUACCAGGAACUGACUUCUUGACACAAAUAUGUAAAAUAAUCUCUUGUAAAGUACCAGAAAGCCCUUCAGCAUCACAAUUUAAAACCAUUUAGAUCAGGGGCACCUGGGUGGCUCAGUGGUUGAGCACCUGCUGUCAGCUCAGGGCGUGAUCCUGGGGCCCUGGA
Nyctereutes procyonoides (raccoon dog) is the source of this 1560-nucleotide messenger RNA. RefSeq names its product G protein-coupled receptor 171 (gene GPR171). The transcript is spliced from 2 exons. Lineage: Eukaryota; Metazoa; Chordata; Mammalia; Carnivora; Canidae. Gene Ontology annotation, cellular component: membrane. Gene Ontology annotation, biological process: G protein-coupled receptor signaling pathway. Gene Ontology annotation, molecular function: G protein-coupled purinergic nucleotide receptor activity. Bases 164 to 1129 code for a protein of 321 amino acids. The record is from RefSeq and is a predicted model, not a curated record.